Messenger RNA from Scaptodrosophila lebanonensis, 3844 nucleotides. RefSeq lists its product as uncharacterized. The record is from RefSeq and is a predicted model, not a curated record. The coding region runs from base 8 to 3433 and encodes 1141 amino acids. The transcript has 10 exons. Gene Ontology annotation, molecular function: heme binding; iron ion binding; oxidoreductase activity, acting on paired donors, with incorporation or reduction of molecular oxygen. NCBI's taxonomy places the organism in Eukaryota, Metazoa, Arthropoda, Insecta, Diptera, Drosophilidae.
AAGCAAGAUGUUGCGUUUACUUCUAUUGACUUUCGUAGCGUUGCUGCUUCUUGAUUGCACUGUGAUAAAGGGGGCAAAGGUUGCUUGGCAACAUGGCACCGCUGAACAUAAUAGCAAAACGGAUCCUGACAUCUUGUGCAAGCCCGAACUGUGCCCUGAUGGAUCGAAGCACGUUGGUUGCUUUCCAAAAAGGAUAAUGCAUCCGGAUUGCAAAAAAAAUAAUGACACUUUGUCGCCUGUAAAUGGAAGUCUGCGGGGCCGUAUUUUGAUAAGAGUCAAUAUGUUGCGCAAUCUGGUGGCCAGCGGCCUGACCGCACUUUCGGCCGCUGCUCACAUGCCUACCAUGAGCUGGGACAGAGAUUUGGCAACCAUGGCAAGAUUAUGGCUCCGCCAAUGCAAUCGUGAAGCUAAGUUUUGUGCGAAUUUGGAUAAAUAUCAUUAUGUUGCCACUUCCGAGCUGGAGGGAGAGGUGAGAAGAGGAAGGCCUCUUGUUGAUGUCUUAGAUAAGAUUGUGGCCAACUGGUUGGAUGAUGUUAUGGGCUGUCGCAUGGACAACGACCACCGAAUUGUGCCCAGUAAGGAGGGAGCCUGCGUUGGUCACUAUAUACCAUUGGUGCAGGACUAUGGUAACCACAUGGGUUGUGGAAUGCGCGCGUACUCAAGUAGUGUGAAUCGUACUCAAAUUUUCACACUACUCUGCCUUUUCUCGCGCGCCAAUGUCAACAACUUGCCGCCCUAUGAGAUUGGCGAAAUUCCUGGCGAGAAAUGCACCGCCGGCAAGAGUCAAGUGUACAAGAGCCUGUGCAAUCUGGAUGAGGUUGUGGACGCAAAUUAUGUGGAAGAUCCAAACGAAGCAACUCCAGGCAGCAAAUAUAGACUGCGCCUCACUGUACUGCAUCUGUGCGUCUGGCCGCACAUCCUGGGCUUUGACUACUGCGAUCCUGUGCUAUGCCCCGGUCCUGAGAAGCACAUUGCCUGCAAUAAUUUUGGCGAGCUGGCCGAGAGUUGCAGUCCGGAUGCGCAUAUAGUACGCAUAACACCAGCGCGUCGGGACAUGAUUCUCAAUGAGCUCAAUGACUAUCGCGAUCGUAUUGCCCGUGGCGAUCUAAUGGGCUUCAGUCCAGCCACACGCAUGGCCACCUUGCAGUGGGAUCAGGAGCUGGCGAGCUUUGCUGAACUGAACGUGAAGCGCUGUUCCUUGGUCAACGAUCAUUGUCGCAACAGUGAGCAGUUCCGAAAUGUCGCUCAGGUGGUGGCCGAGGGUGGAUGGCAGGGGGCGCCCAAUCAGCAGGCGGGCUCACAACCAGUGGAAUACCAUUCCGAGGAUGAGGUCAUCAAGGCCACACUGGAGCAAAUGUUUGCCGAGUAUAAGGAGUGCAGCAUGCGUGACAUUAUUGCCUAUAGUCCACCAAUCAACAGAAUUUUGCAUUUGCGCAUCAGCAAGUGCAUUGCGUAUUUUACACAGCUGGUCCGCGACAGCACCACACAUGUGGGUUGCGGAAUUCUGCGUCAGACACGCAACACAUCCACAUCCGCUGCCGGGAACGCUGGCCAGUGGGUGCUCAGCACGCAUCAGUAUAUGACCUGUAACUUUGUGCGCGGAAACGAUGUCAAUAUGCCGGUUUAUCAGAGCGGGGAUCGGCCAGCAACCGAGUGCCGUACUGGUCGCAAUCCGGCAUUCAUAAAUCUGUGCUCCGUGAAUGAAUUUGUUUCGUGUGAGGGACCCUUUGCCCAGGCACUCCAAUCGGUGCUGCAGAGCCUUGCACAUGACAAUGCCAAACAUAAUAAAGGCUACCAUCAGACUGGUGUAGGUGAGCGAACAUAUGAGUCGCGCAGGUCGGCGAAAACAAACGAAAUGGCUUUUGUAAUUAUCGCGUUAGUUUUCGCAGCUAUUGGGCUGCUUUACAAAUGGCUAGUGUCGAAAUAUCAGACUUUUAGCGAGCGCGGUGUGCCCCAUGAAACACCUACAGUGCUGCUGGGUAACAUAAAGCUUAAAGCCCUGUUGGGUCUGGAGCCCUUGCUGCAGUCUAUGAUCGAUCAGUAUUUGAAGUUUAAGAGCUGCAAAGUGUAUGGUGUUUACAAUAUGCGGGACCCGUUCUUUAUACUGCGCGAUGCUGAGCUGAUCAAAAAAGUUGGCAUCAAAGAUUUUGACCAUUUUGCGAAUCAUCGUUCAGUGCUCAGUGAUUCGAAGGAGCCUUUGAUAUCGCGAAGUCUCAUAGCAUUGAAGGACCAGAAGUGGAGGGAGAUGAGGAAUACGCUGACGCCCUCGUUUACUGGCAUCAAAAUGCGGGCCAUGUACGAGUUAAUCAACGCCUGCAGCAUUGAGGGGGUCAAAUAUAUUGGCGGGGAGCUUGAACGAAGCCAGGAAUUAAAUACGGAAGGCAUAGAACUGGAGAUGAAGGAUUACUUUACACGUUUUGCCAACGAUGUCAUAGCUUCGGCUGCCUUUGGCAUCAAAGUGAACUCUUUUGUGCAAAAAGAAAAUGAGUUCUAUACUAUUGGGCAAUCGGUGACACAGUUCAAGGGCUUGGCGAUGGUAAAGGCGAUACUCUACGGCAUUAUUCCUCGAAUUAUGACGGCACUGCGCAUUAGGCUCUUCGAUCAAAAGAAAAUAAACUACUUUAAUGGCUUGGUGUUCGAUGCUAUGAAAUAUCGCAAAGAACACAAUAUAAUACGACCCGAUAUGAUACAUUUGUUGAUGGAGGCCAAGCGGCAGUUUGAGGAGCAACAAAGAUCCUCCCAAAACACCGGCAAUGGGCAUCAACACGCAGAGUUCAACGAUGAGGACUUGUUGGCACAGUGUUUGCUCUUUUUCUUUGCUGGAUUUGAAACCGUUUCCACUUGUCUUUGUUUCGCCACUUACGAGCUGUGCAUGAAUCCUGAAGUGCAGUCCAAGCUAUAUACCGAAAUCUCAGCAGUGGAGCAGGAAUUGCAAGGCAAGCCCUUGGACUACGACACGCUCACAAAGAUGAAGUAUAUGGAUAUGGUCAUAUCGGAAUCUCUGAGAAAAUGGCCGCCAGCCAUUGCCACUGAUCGGUUGUGCAGUGCGGACAUCGAUUUGCGCGACGAGAAUAAUGAGUUGGUGGUCAAGUUGAAGAAGGAUGAUCUUCUUUUUGUGCCCAUUCUGGCCAUGCAUCAUGAUCCUGAAAAUUUCCCAGAGCCCGAGAGUUUCAAACCAGAACGCUUUUCAGAUGAGCAAAAGCAUGAGAUCAAACCCUUCACGUAUUUGCCUUUUGGCGUCGGUCCACGUAAUUGCAUCGGCAACCGGUUCGCCUUAAUGGAGGUAAAGUCUAUUAUUUACCAUUUGGUAUUGAACUUCAAUUUGGUGCCGGCGGCAAAAACUGUGCGGGAUAUGUUAAAGAAUAUAACUGGCUUGCGUUUUCAGCCCAAAGAUAAAUUUUGGCUUAAAUAUGUGCCGAGGGAAAGAACCUGAACCAAAAAAUUAAAAUUUUGAUUAAAUAAUGCACGAUACAUUUAAAAAAUAAUUUAUGCAUAUGAUCAAUGGAAAAACUUCAACAAAUCCAACUCAGUUCCAUUCUAAGGCGAAAUAGUGCGUCAUAAUAAUGAACGUGUGGUCGACUUUAUAUGGAAAAUUUUUUUGUAGGCCUGCCUACGCCCUUGAAAAUAGUUAAAACAUAUUUGAAUCUAGUUAUAAGUACUGUGUAUACCAUGUAAACUACAAUAGUAUACCCUUUUUAUUAAAAAAAGUAUAAACGAAUUAAAAUCAUUUGUAAGUACUGUAAUUCGUAUGAUCGGUCUACAGAAAUAUAUUUAAAAAACAAGUUUGCAAAAUAUAAUAUUUUAAGUAAAUAUCAAGAGAAUUAUUGGUCGCAAAAAAAUAUAG